This is a messenger RNA of Eleginops maclovinus (Patagonian blennie), 1809 nucleotides long. RefSeq names its product arrestin domain-containing protein 2-like. Lineage: Eukaryota; Metazoa; Chordata; Actinopteri; Perciformes; Eleginopidae. Bases 152 to 490 code for a protein of 112 amino acids. The record is from RefSeq and is a predicted model, not a curated record. The transcript is spliced from 3 exons.
AGUCCACGCUGCUCUCCUCCUCCUCCUGCUGUCGUUGUUUAAAAAGGCUGGGCUUCAACUGAACAUCCAGUCGGAGUGACCACUCUUUUUGUGUUUUCUACCGUAAACCUCAGCUUUAAGAGGACCUCUACGUUGCUCCAGACCUGUCGGAAUGACAUUGAACAACAUAAAGUCUUUCAAGCUGGAGCUGGAUGGUCCAGCCGAUGCAGCGUUCACCGGAGGGGAGGUGGUGUCCGGCCAGGUGGUCCUAGAGCUCCGCAGGUACACCAGGGUGCAGUCCUUGAAGGUGCAGGGUCGAGGGGUAGCCAUUGCACACUGGCUCGAGAACCGUGGCAUGAACUCAGUCUAUAACGACUACACCUCCAAGACCACAUACUUCAGGAAGAGACAGCAUCUGAUUCGAGGCAGAGAGACCGAGCCAGGCUGCUGCUCCCGGACACCAGCAGGUGGCGUGCUGAGCUUUAUUUCACCCCAGGUCAGAACUUUCUGAAUGUAUUGAGAAAACAAACGCGAUACAAAAAUAUGUCAUAAUUCUGCUGCUUCACCAAUUUUUAGAAGGACCCAAUUUUACUCAAAGAAAGGAAAAGCCUUUUGUACUGUUUACUUUUAUUCUUAGAAUGAAAUUAGGGAAUUGACAGUGAGGAGAUUCUAAGUCGGAAAGCCCCUGUAAAUACCUCACUUGAUGAUUAUUCUAUUCAAAUCUACUUUAAGUCUUUUCUCCGAAUCACACAUCUCCUGUUCAGUUCAGGCUGUGUAAAAACAAUUCCAUACAGCUGUGCACAUUGCCUCUACCAAACCAGACGGUGGCACUGGAGAGCUAACUUCUUGCUCCCAGGGAACAAAGGAGAGUAAACAACUUUUUUUUUUCUCUGCCCAGACUUGAGUUUUGUUGCGAGGACUUUUAAAUUGAAUGACAAGACUAACCCAGCUGGGAAACGAAGCAGUGUUUGUUUGGUUUAUUGAUUGAAUAGUUUGCACAAAAAAAAAGUACAUUCUUCUCCAAAUUGACUUUGUUUGCAACUGUUGAAAGUGACUUUAAAGUGUUUAUGAAAAGGCUGGAUGAGUGCUAUGAUUUAUUACACAUUGCAUACAUUUUCUUUAUUCUCGGACAUGUUGUUUGUUCUAUGAUUUAUGUGCUGUAUCAAUCUAUCGUUGAAGUUUGAAUGACUGUAGUUGUUUAUUCAUGCAGGGAUCUGCUGUUGCAUAAAAUUGUGCAUAGCUGUGUGUUUUCCAUGUGCUGUGUAACGGUAUGUCCAAAGUGACAUAGAAGAAGUGGAGUAAACAGCUUUGGUCCAGAAUGAAACUAUUUUCUUCUGAGCUGAGUAGGGCGGAUCUCAGCCAGACGGAGGCAUGCUCAGUAAGCCUGUUUUCUUCUUAGAGAACCUGUAACCAUCAAUCACUUGCAGGCCCUGUUUUCCUCUCUGCUGCCUCCACACCCAGUCUGCAUGUUUAUUAUGUAGCCUUCAGGUUCUGCGGGAAAUGUGAGCAUUAAUAAAAGUGCUGCACAUAAGUUACAAAACUAAGUUGUAAGUAGAACUGAAGACGUGAGAAUUUUACCAGACACCAACGUUCUUAAGAUGGGACUGUCUGCUGAUUUCACUUGUCCCACCCAAGUUUUUGAAAGUCAGAUUACUUGUGGAAAAAGCUGCUGCAAUGUUUGUGAAAACCCCAGAUCUUCUACUGUUCACCAAUUAAAACUUUCUUGAAACGUUUUGUUGUUGAUUUUAAGCAAAGUAAGUAGCCAGAUGCAGUUGGAUAUCCUUUUUACAAAUGCAGCACUGAGAAGUCGGUACCAUGGAGGAGCUCCUG